Frankliniella occidentalis (western flower thrips) is the source of this 1352-nucleotide messenger RNA. RefSeq names its product clavesin-1-like. The transcript has 6 exons. The record is from RefSeq and is a predicted model, not a curated record. Gene Ontology annotation, molecular function: phosphatidylinositol bisphosphate binding. NCBI's taxonomy places the organism in Eukaryota, Metazoa, Arthropoda, Insecta, Thysanoptera, Thripidae. Bases 157 to 1122 code for a protein of 321 amino acids. Gene Ontology annotation, cellular component: membrane.
GGGCGGGGCGGGGAAGACGCUGGACUCGAGUCGGACCGGCGCCCGGCGCGAAAAUCAUCCUCCAGUCGGAAGCAAACCCGCGUCGAGUGCGACACGCCGACCAUCCUCGCCAGCAAAGUUGUGAACAAGAGUUCGUAGCUUUCGCUUUUUUCCAAAAUGGUGGCGUCGACCAACGUGCCUUGCCCCGUGCUGCCCGAGGGCUGGAGGGUGCCCGCCGAACUGCGCAAGAAGGUCCUGGCCAAGCUGGAGACGAACGACGACCGCCUUGCGAAGGACGCGGAAACCCUCAGAGCCUGGGUCAACAUGCAGCCCCAUCUGCCACACCUGCCAGAGUCCGAGCUAUACAUGCUUAAGCAGUACCUCGUGUACUCAAAGAAUUCGAUGGAGAAGGCGAAGAGAGGUCUGGACACCUACUACACCGCCCGUUCGGCGCACUGGGACUUCUUCGGUAGCUUCAACAUCGACGAGGAGCGCAUGAAACGCUACGCCUCCCUGAUGCAGAUCGGAAUGUCCAAGGAGCUGACCGCCAACUUGCACCGAAUCCUCUUCGUCAGGACGACGCCCGAAGAACUGACACCCCAGCUCAUGGACCUGCUAUGCAGCAUCAACCUCCUGAAGGCCGACAUCAUCCUGCGCCUCGACACUUGUCUCGGGUUUGAGGUGAUCAUCGACCUGGCCAACUAUUCGUCCAACCACGCCAAGAUCAUGGCCAUGUCGCUCACCACCAUGAAGAACUACCUCACGUGCACGCUGAAUGCGCUGCCCGUCAGAGUGAAGCACCUCCACUUUGUCAAUGCACCUUCCAUGUUCACCACCACCUUCUCCCUCAUCCAGCCCAUGCUCAAGGAAAAGUUGAGGAAGCGGGUCCUGAUGCACAAGAGCCUUAAGAGCCUGUACGCGCACGUGUCGCCGCAGUACCUGCCCCGUGACAUGGGCGGCGAGCUCCCCAGCACCGAGGAGAUGGAAGUGGAACUGAGGAAAAUCUUCCUGGGCUUGUCGGACAUAUUCGCGUUCCAGAGGACGCUCAAGACCGACGAGUCCAGGCGGCCGGGUGGCCCCUCUGAGAUGCACGGCAACACCUUCGGCUGCGAAGGCAGUUUCAGGAGCAUCUCACUCGACUAGCGCGGGUCGCAGCGGAAGUGUACCGAGACUGUUUAAGCGAGGGAAAAAAAACUGUUGUGGGUAAACAAGGUGCAUGACAUGUGUGCCUUGGGCGAAGAAACGAGUCUGACCAAAUGGUGACCAUCACCGUUUGAUUGUAUUUUUAAUGUGAUAUGAUAAGAGUCUGAUGCGCGGAUUUGCAGCAUGUGCAGUUCCGCAGCUUCAGUUAUUCAUUUCUUUCCAAAGUAUUC